UCUUCCCUCUCUCUCUCUCUGUCUCUCUCUCUCUCUUAAAACGUCAUCCCGUUUUGAUGUCCCUCUCCCUUCUCACUGUUCUGAAGAGCAGAAGAACCGAGGGCUUGAAAGUUCAGACAAGUCCUGGAUUAUGAAAUUUACAAACAGCUCCCUGGAAAAUUACAGAAAGGUGCUUCUGAAAAAUUACUGAAAGGGUGUGAGUUUUGCUGUUGGGGAUGGUUCGGGAUCAGAUUCUGGGAGAACGAAUGGUGCCCCACUUUGUGAUUGUUUCCCUUCUCUGGCCCGUCUUGGUUCUAUUGUCCAUAUCUCAGUGGCUAGUUGCUUCUUAGCUGAUGGGAACAGGGGGUUUUCAUACAUCUUCAGGAGCUGUCGAUUCUCAGGUGUGGUUGAAAGAUAAAUCGGGAUCAUUCUCCGUGAGAUCCUUCUACAGGCUCGUGCCUCAGCUCUGGAACUCUGCCGCCUGCUCCCAUACUGGUCCAGUCUGGUCCCAUGGCGCCCCUCCGAAGGUGGCGACUUUUGCAUAGUUUGCUGAAAAUGGAUGAACAAGGAGCCACUGCUGCGGCAGGUGAUACAACUUGUGUUGAAAGUGGUCGGGAUGAUGUUACGAGCAAGGGGUCAUUAGAGAAGACGGAAAGAAGCUCGGGCGGCGGCAGUAAUGGUGACUUGCUGCCAAAGGGAAAUCCGCAUGCAUCUGAGGAAUCCUCACACUUUCAAGGAACACCAAAUAAACUGCAAUCGAUGGUGCAGAUAGAUUCAGGUGGUGAUGUUGCUACAUCGAAUUGUAGUGGACGUGAAGAAGCAUGUAGUAUGGGGAAUCUUGUUACAGGUGACUUUUGUUUGUCACCACAACUGAGGGAGCUCAAGAGCCGCAUCUUUGCUGCUCUGCCUCAAGACCCACAUUACCUCCCGCUCGCGAAUUAUAGUAGUAUAGUCCGUGAGGGAAUGAUCCUGGGCCUCGAUUUGGCUUUUGUUACAGUUUUUGAAGAAAUCCGUCAAUUGGGUCCUCAUGAUUUCGCCUCCAAAAUAGAGGAUUUGACAGAGAGAUUGUCCCAACUGGAGCAAAUGGGCUACAAUGUGCGGAAGCUGAGGCAACACUUGGAUAAUCUUCGAGGAAUUGCCGAACGCAAUCGAGCCUCUCGAGAUGCAGUUGCAAGGUUGGAAGCUGACGCUAGAGAUCGAGAGGCCAAACUGCACUCCGCUGAAGGUAAUGUUUCCAUGUUGGCUUCGUGUGUUGCCGUGCUAGAAGCAGAAAUCAAGAGGUCCAAGGCGGAGAUUGAAUCUGAACGGGCCAUCAUAACCAAUCGGCAAUCUGAAAUCAUCAACCUUCGAUCAGAGGCUGAAACACUGAGGAAACAUCUUUGCAAUGUAGAAUCCGAGUUUGCGUCUGCCGCCCAAUCACUUUUGUAAUGAAGCUUAUGCCAAGGUGGGUCCUUCAGAUUUAUCUACAUGUUUUCUUUUAGAACUGAACAAAUGAGCUUUACUUUUUUGGAAGGAUAAUCUGGUGCAAAAUGCCUAUAGCGACAUUUCACUGUUGAUGAACCUUGUACCGUUUGAUCAAGACUGAGCAGUAAUGAGAAGUAAGCCAGUUUGAUUGAUCAUGGUCAGACAAGUGAUAAGAUUCACUCAUGGUUGAUCAUGGUCAGAUCUGUUUGCAUGUAUAAA
Molecule: messenger RNA, 1662 nt
Organism: Magnolia sinica
Lineage: Eukaryota; Viridiplantae; Streptophyta; Magnoliopsida; Magnoliales; Magnoliaceae
Product: DUF724 domain-containing protein 3-like
Exons: 5
Coding region: 490-1407 (305 amino acids)
Source: RefSeq, a predicted model, not a curated record